AUGGCGCCAAUUGUUCUUGUAGAGGUUGACCAGUAUAUAGCUUGUCCGUCGGUGAAUACUUGUUUUGAAUGUUGGUGCAAGUGGUUUCACCAUCCGCCUAGAUCGGAGUGGAAUUGGGGGAUUUCGGCAUUGUCGUUGCAGAGGGUUGGGAGAGGGAGACCGGUUUUUUCAGCUGCUGUCCAUCUCGUAUGCGGCGAAGGAAUGGAGGGGAUGGAUAAUGUUCUGUUGAGUAAUGAGUGGUUUGCUAAUAAAUGUUGUGGCAUGAUGAAAUUCACAAAAGGAAAUAAGGGUUGCGACACGAUGGAAGGAAGCCAAAGGGAUGAGGGGUGUAGGCCUGAUGAGGAAUUGGAUGAUGCAUGCGGCGGUGACAGCAUGAAUGGAGUAUCGGAUGAGUAUCCAUCCGAUUAUGCUGAUGUAUUCGGGUUGUCAGAACAAGAUAUAAUAAGAAAAGUCUUUCGAAGUGAGGAAAGAGCAUAUGAUUUUUACAGUAAAUUUGGCAGAUGUCAUGGAUUUGGCGUGCGCAAGGGUGAUUAUGGAAAGGAUGAAGAAGGAAAUUUGAUAAGAAGGUUUUUUUGUAAUAGGGCCGGACUGAGAGAUGAGAAACACUUGAACAGGUUGGAUAGAAAAAGGGGACACCGUCCUGAAACAAGGACUAAUUGCUUGGCGAAGCUGUUGAUUUAUCUGGAUAGGGAAAACUCAACAUGGAAGGUUCGCAAAGUAAUCUUGGAUCACAAUCAUGAACUGACACCUCGAAGGAUGGUGCACAUGAUUCCGAAAUUCCGUCGUAUAUCGGAUGCUGCAAAGGCAAACAUAGAUGGCAUGCGUGGGUAUGGUGUUUCGACAUCAAAGAUUUUGGGUUACAUGGCUGGGGUUGCCGGAGGGUACUCUUUGUUGGGCUUUACAAAAAAGGAUGCAUACAACUACAUUGAUCACAUGAGGUGGGCCAAGGUCAUUAAUGGUGACUCGAAUGCCGCUAUUAUAUAUCUAGAGGGAAAGGCAGCGGCGGAUCCAAUGUCAAAGGCUAGGUAUAAUGUUACAAAGGAUGGAAUGUUGGCGAACAUGUUCUGGGCUGAUGGACCUUGCAGAGUAGACUAUCAGUAUUUUGGGGAUGUGGUCGCCUUUGACUCGACAUACAAGAAGAAUAAGUACCAGCGCCCGUUAGUGAUAUUCUCUGGGUCAAACAAUCAUAAGCAAACCACGAUAUUCGGAUUUGGAUUGGUGCUAGAUGAAACAAUAAAAAGUUAUACGUGGAUGUUGGAGAAUUUGUUGGAGGUGAUGUGUAAUAAGCAGCCUUCUGUUGUGGUAACUGAUGGCGAUGAUGUGAUGAUUGUGGCAGUCAAAAAAGUGUUUCCAGAAGCUACUCAUCGGUUGUGUGCAUGGCACUUACAGAAGAAUGUAACCUCGAAUGCAGGCGAGCAGAUGUUUCGUGAGAUAUUCUGUAAAUGGCUUUAUGCUGACAUGGAGGUAGAUGACUUCGAACUUGAAUGGGAAGAAGCUUCUGAGAAAUUUGGUCUACACAAAAAAUGUUGGGCAAACCAGAUGUACGAAAAAAGGCACAUGUGGUGUAAUGCGUACCUUCCUGGCAAGUUUUGUGCUGGAUAUCGCACAACGUCUAGCACCCCUGUUCUAACAACGUGCCUGGAUCCUAUUGAGAGGUGCGCUGCAGAUGUUUACACGAGAGCUAUUUUUGUACUAGUUAAGAAAGAGAUUGACGGUGUUGGAGCGGUUAAUUUUGUGAGUAAAAGGAGGGUCUCCACAACAAUGGUAUACACAAUGGAAGAGUGUGGUCAUCCCGGCCACAACAUUGUUACCUUAUUUGAUAGGACCAUGACCAGAAUGGAAUGUCGAUGCCGAUUCUGGGAGAAGGAGGGCUUUCCAUGCAGACACAUGUUCUUUGUCAUGAAGCACGAGCAUUUAAAGGAUAUUCCAAAUCGUUUAAUUUUGAAGCGGUGGAGGAGGGACGCCAAGGCAAUUGAAGAGUACGGCGAUAAGACCGACGACAUGUUGAGCGAGAGAGGUUUUCUAUUACGGCAUAGGUCACUCCAUGCGGCAUCACAGUGGAUGUUAUACCUUGGUUCAAAGAAUCGAACUGUAUUUAAGACUGCAAUGGAGGGAAUUUGCGGAAUUUGUACUGACAUCCAUGCAAUACUUGGUCAACCGAAUGAGGGAAGAAAAGCAAAUGCGGACGAGGACAUUCGGGAUCCCGUUGUUGUUAGAACUAAAGGUGCUCCACGGUCCAAAGGCAAAAAGGAAAAGAAGAGAAGAUGUACGUUCUGCAAAAGGACCGGCCACACAAAGCGGACAUGUCUUGAUAGGGUACCAAACCAAUCCAAAUGGGGUCUGCAAGAGGAUGAAGAAUCUGUCGAAAUACCAGGGGCCAAUGAGAACUUUAUGGGGGUACAUGAAACAAGUCUGCCUCCGAGGUCAGCAUCGGUGUAUUCACGAGAUGGGAAAAAUGUUUUGGCAGAAUUAAAACCCGUGGGAACUCGGGAGAGGAUCGUCGGAACUGCACAAAGUGAGAUUCUAGCAUCUGUUGCAGAUGUAGGCAGUUGCGACUAUCACCAACAGGUGCAGCGCAGUUGA
Molecule: messenger RNA, 2583 nt
Organism: Arachis stenosperma
Lineage: Eukaryota; Viridiplantae; Streptophyta; Magnoliopsida; Fabales; Fabaceae
Product: protein FAR1-RELATED SEQUENCE 5-like
Exons: 7
Coding region: 1-2583 (860 amino acids)
Molecular function (GO): zinc ion binding
Source: RefSeq, a predicted model, not a curated record